Macaca mulatta (Rhesus monkey) is the source of this 1593-nucleotide messenger RNA. RefSeq names its product cyclin dependent kinase 2 associated protein 2 (gene CDK2AP2). Gene Ontology annotation, biological process: negative regulation of G1/S transition of mitotic cell cycle; regulation of microtubule cytoskeleton organization. Lineage: Eukaryota; Metazoa; Chordata; Mammalia; Primates; Cercopithecidae. Gene Ontology annotation, cellular component: microtubule; nucleus; cytoplasm. The record is from RefSeq and is a predicted model, not a curated record.
CGCACGGGGUGGGGCGCGGGGCUCGGGACGUCAAAGCCCUGCGUCCUUCGGCCCCCGGAGCAGAGAAGCGCGCACGGCAGCGGUGACAGCGGCCACGGCAGCGGCGACAGCAACCCCUGCUGGGCCGAAACUGGGCAGAGCGGAGCAGACGUCUGAAGCAGCGCUAGUGAGGCGCGAGGGUGGCGCCCGCGCCCGGGAAGACACCCUCGGCGCGAACCGGCGGCCCAGCCCCGGGUCCGGGUUCCCGAGGCCCCGCCUCUAGGGCCUGGGGACUAAUCGGAUUGAAAGCGCGCCGGCCCGGGCCGCGAACUCGCCAAUUGCGGAGGGCGGUGGCCACCGCCCAAUCCGGAGCAGACAGGUGCGAGGUCCGGAAGGCGGAGGCCAAUCGGCGGCGGUUGCGACCUGCUGGGGCAGGUCUCGGCCAAUAAGGAGGCUCGAGUGACAUCUUCGCCCACCAAUCGGGAGUGAGGGAGCAUUCGUGCCCGCUCGCCCUUCCGGCCAGACCUCUAUUUACCAGGGGCGUGCAGCCCGCUUGCCAAUCAGAGCGCGGCUGAGCGGCCCGGCAGCCAACCCCCGAGGAGCGGCCGGCUGGCGUCCGCCGCGCCCAGGAGUUGGGGAUGUCCUACAAACCCAUCGCCCCUGCCCCCAGCAGCACCCCUGGCUCCAGCACCCCUGGGCCGGGCACCCCGGUCCCUACAGGUGAGGAUCCAGCUCCACCCCUGCUCGCCUGCCGGGCGGUCGAGGUCUCGAAGAGAAGACGGCCUGAGUUCUGCAAUACUGGGCUUGCCGCCUACCCUCGCUGAGCCUCAGUUUGCUGGCCUGUGAAGUGGGCGUGGUCACGAAGCGUCCCGUCGCCGUCGGGCUCAGUGCCAGGAGCCGCCGCUCCUUUUAGACCGCUGUUUAACGACUUUGGACCGCCUUCCAUGGGCUACGUGCAGGCGAUGAAGCCACCCGGCGCCCAGGGCUCCCAGAGCACCUACACGGACCUGCUGUCAGUCAUAGAGGAGAUGGGCAAAGAGAUCCGGCCCACAUAUGCUGGCAGCAAGAGCGCCAUGGAGCGCCUGAAGAGAGGUAUCAUCCAUGCUCGGGCCCUAGUCAGAGAGUGCCUGGCAGAGACAGAGCGGAACGCCCGCACGUAACAGGAAGCGCCCCGGCCUCAGCGUCUGGACCUUUCCCGGCCACUGCAGAGCACCCGCUUCUCCCUGGCCUUCAUCCCGAGUUGCACUAACCAUCCUGGGCUUCCUGUCCUGUGUCCCUUGGUGGGUCCCCUCCAGGAACCAAGGAGCGGCUCUCACUCCAGGUGGCAGCACUAAGGACAUCCCCCCACAACAAGAGUUAGCAGCGAGGUCCCCAUGAGUCCCACCCAUGACCUGCCAACAGUGUUGCCCACCGGAACUUUCUGUGGUCCCCACCGCUCAGCCCUUCCCAGCCCUUCUCCCACUUUGUCCCGAGCCUCCUUCUCCCCCAGCAGGGGCUCAGGCCUGGCACCUCACUGCCUUGUGUCCUGAGCCAUAGUGACUCUUUUAUCUGUGUGUCUUUUGCUAAAUAUGCCCUUUUUAUAUUAAUAAAAGAUGAUUUGGAGUUGUGCUCUCA